GAUCUCCUUCUCACAAACUGCUCUCCCCUCACAGAGAGCCCUUUUGGUUUCAGUUUACAGAGAGCUCUCACCCGAUCAUUCACACUGCUCUGCCUCUUACCUGUGGUCGCCACCGAACUUUUAGGUCGCACUCCUGUCAGCUUCCGACCUAGCAACUCAGGCGACCACCACCCUCUCUCGUGCUUUGUGCUCACAGGUUACAGAGCCUUAACUCGCUCACACUACUCUGCCUCUGCCUUUGGCUGCCUCCGACCCUAUGGUCUCAGAACUUGCACCCUCGCUAGCCUCCGACCUUGCACCUCAGGCAACCUCCACCCUCGUAGUUCGCGCUUAUAGGUCACAACUUUCACGUCCACUCAUCUCUGCCUCCUGCAUGUGGCCGCCUCUCCGGUCUCGGACCUCGCACCCCUGCCAACCUCCGACCCUUGCCACUUUGCGCCUUUGUGGGUCCUUUGCCAAGUCUCAAUUUUUUAGUUGUUUUCUUGUUUCUUCACCUGCUGCAAAUACUGAAUCCGUCCCCACCUCAAAGCUGAGAGCUUGGUGCUACUUGGUGAUUCAUUCUUCCGUGAGAGGGAGUAUUAUAGAGCUAUUCAUAGCUACAAGCAAGCUUUGCAGUACAAGAUGGUCCCCAAACAGAAUGUGCAACUGUGCCGUAGUUCAAUACCAUCAAACAGGUCGCCGUCUCCGAAUUCUUGCAAUGCAUCAGGAAUCAACGAGAAUGAGAUGUCAGGUUCUAAAAAAAAUGAAAAAACACUUGUCCAUUAAAGGAGCAAAAAAUGAUCAAUAAAGAGCAAGAGGAUAAGUUGAAUGAUGCUGAGCACAAGUUAAAAGAUCAAGGACAUCAACUAAAAGUUCAACAAAAAAAAAAAAGAUUGGUUCUACUGAAAAGACACUUCAUACUUUAUGUAAAAAGUUGAAUCUUUCACUUCCUUCAACUAUGUUUGUUUCUGCCCAAGAUGAGCUUGGGACAAGUUUUAAUGAUAAUAUGAGUGAUUGAUGUCUAGAGUAUAUGUUUUUUUCUUAUUUAGAUUAAGG
This is a messenger RNA of Arachis stenosperma, 1035 nucleotides long. RefSeq lists its product as uncharacterized. The record is from RefSeq and is a predicted model, not a curated record. The transcript is spliced from 5 exons. NCBI's taxonomy places the organism in Eukaryota, Viridiplantae, Streptophyta, Magnoliopsida, Fabales, Fabaceae. Bases 257 to 787 code for a protein of 176 amino acids.